AGGAAUGUUGGGAAGUAGUCUUCCUUCAAAUAUCUAAUGGAGGCCCUGGGGAAGAAGAGAAAGGGCCCAGAAGUGUUGCCAUCAUGUCGCAGGUCAUUUACUCCUGUAACAAUUGUUUGGUCUCACUUAUCAUUGGAAGAUUACUCGAGGCAGAAAAAGAAGUGUAAGGAAGAUGAAGUUAAAGUAGCUGUUGGCUCUGCUAGGAGUGUAGUCAGAGGAAUUGUCACUGCUCCACCUUGUGGGAGUGCAACUCUGGAUCCACCCAAUAGGGGCCUUAAGAGGAAAAUUGGGUGCAUUGAUGCAGCAACUAGAUUGGGUAGGAAAAAGAAAAUUGAGCAAGAUUAUGAUUUGGGUGCAACAAUUGGAUGUGGAAAGUUUGGAUCCGUUGUAUUGUGUCGAAGUAAAGUGAAUGGUGAAGAGUUUGCAUGCAAAACAUUACGCAAGGGUGAAGAGCUUGUGCAUCAGGAAGUGGAGAUAAUGCAACACCUUUCUGGUCAUCCUGGUAUUGUGACAUUGAAGGCAGUAUAUGAGGAUUUGAAAUCCUUCUUUCUUGUGAUGGAGCUCUGCUCUGGGGGACGGUUGCUGGAUCAGAUGGCUAAAGAGAGGCAGUAUUCAGAGUAUUGUGCUGCUAAUAUACUCAGGGAACUGGUUCUAGCUAUCAAAUAUUGCCAUGAUAUGGGUGUUGUUCAUCGAGAUAUAAAGCCUGAGAAUAUCCUUCUCACAGCUUCUGGACAGAUGAAGCUCGCAGACUUUGGAUUAGCAGUGAGGAUGUCAAAUGGUCAGAGCUUGACAGGUGUGGUAGGGAGUCCUGCUUAUGUUGCCCCGGAAGUUUUAAUGGGCAAUUAUUCAGAAAAAGUUGACAUCUGGAGUGCCGGUGUCCUCCUUCAUGCUCUCUUGGUUAGUGUACUUCCAUUCCAAGGUGAUACUUUGGAUUCAGUCUUUGAGGCUAUUAAGAAUGUCAGCCUUGAUUUUGAGAAUGGAGUAUGGAGAUCCAUCUCUCAACCCGCACGGGAUCUGGUCGCCCAUAUGAUGACAAGAGAUGUUUCAGCAAGGUUAACUGCUGAUGAAGUAUUAAGGCAUCCAUGGAUACUGUUCCAUACUGAAGCAACAUUGGAAAUGGUUGCUUUGAAGCCAGGAAUGAGAAACCAUGGAAGGCUGACGUCCCAACAACUGACUAUCUCACCCGGGGUAGUGUCAGAGAGAAACAAGGAAAUAGCAAGUGGCUUUCUUAAUGAUGAUUGUUUCCUCUUUUUAUCAUCUGAUAGUUCACCUACAACAGGGUCAGAAGUGCAGGACUGCAUGUUGGUUGAUGCUCUCACUGUUGCAAUUUCACGUGUGAGGAUAUCUGAACCAAAAAGAACCAGACUAUGUGGCUCCACUGGUCCUGUUCAACAAGAGUGUUCUUCUAACAUUAAGAUCGACAACCUCUGUACAGCAUUUUGAGUCCACUGUACAAAAGUGCUGACAAACAUGGAAAGAUAGCUCCACAUGAUUGAAGCUUUGAUUGGAUGGCAAAUACUAAAGAUGGUUAGAAUAAGCUGACUCUUUUAAUUGGUAUGAUGUGGAUAACUUGACUUGCUGUUAAAAUAUGCUUUGCAGAUUUCCUAUGUAAAUAGAAAGUGCACAUUAUUGGAUACUGCCUAUGUGUUGGAUGUGCAGUUCAGUUAAUCAGGGAAUUUGAAUGUGGAGUAUCUCCACCCUGCUGCCUCCUCUUCCCCCUCUCCCCAUUAUGUUAUCUAAUUUUUCUGGUCAUCAGCAUUUAUUGUUA
Theobroma umbraticum is the source of this 1768-nucleotide messenger RNA. Its product is annotated as serine/threonine-protein kinase PEPKR2-like. The record is from RefSeq and is a predicted model, not a curated record. Lineage: Eukaryota; Viridiplantae; Streptophyta; Magnoliopsida; Malvales; Malvaceae. Gene Ontology annotation, biological process: protein phosphorylation. Gene Ontology annotation, molecular function: protein kinase activity; ATP binding.